AUGCAGGCGGGAAGGGGGGAGACGCGGUCGGCGUUGUCGGGGCGGCUGAGCGUCCUCCUGAUAGCCAUUGUCGCCGUCCAGGUCCUCGGCAACCUGGGCGUGCUGGUCCUGGAGCACCACGCGCUGCCGUCCUCGAAGCGGGGGGCCUUCACAGACCAUGUCAAGGAUGUGAUGUCCACGCUCCUUCCGGGGAGCGCACCGGUCCGGCCGCUGCCCGCCACCCCCCGCGGCACACACAGCGCGCCCGACGUGUACUCCGUCGUGGUCCCGACGUACAACGAGCGCGAGAACAUCCCGCUCAUCGUGUGGAUGCUCGUCGACGUCUUCCGGGACCGCCCCGAGCGGCUGGAGGUGGUCGUCGUGGACGACAACAGUCCUGACGGUACGAGGGACGUAGUGCGCAAGCUGCAGCGGGAGUACGGCAGCGACGUGGUCAAGCUCCGGGAGCGGCCCGGGAAGCUUGGGCUCGGGACGGCGUACAAGGACGGCCUCACUGUCGUCACGGGGAGCUGGGUGGUGCUGAUGGACGCGGACCUGUCGCACGACCCGCGGGACAUCGUGCGUUUCGUGGAGCGGCAGCGAGAGACGGGGAGCGACAUCGUGGUGGGGACGCGGUACGCCGCGGGGGUGUACGGGUGGGACGUGGUGCGGAAGAUCACAUCGCUCGGGGCCAACAUCCUGGCGUCCACGCUGCUCUGGCCCGGCGUGACCGACCUGACAGGGGCCUUCCGGUUGUACCGCGCGGACGUCCUGCGGCUGCUGAUGGAGGAGACGAAGAGCGAGGGAUACGCCUUCCAGAUGGAGACGAUCGUGCGGGCGAAGGCGUACGGGUUCAAGGUCGUGGAGGUGCCGAUCGUGUUCGUCGACCGGCUGUACGGCGAGUCCAAGUUGGGCGGCGCCGAGGUGGUUGCAUACUUGAAAGGCCUCGUGCGCCUCGUGUUCACAUUGUGA
Molecule: messenger RNA, 951 nt
Organism: Pedinophyceae sp. YPF-701
Lineage: Eukaryota; Viridiplantae; Chlorophyta; Pedinophyceae
Source: the annotation of a GenBank genome assembly